This is a messenger RNA of Chlorocebus sabaeus (green monkey), 5280 nucleotides long. The record is from RefSeq and is a predicted model, not a curated record. Lineage: Eukaryota; Metazoa; Chordata; Mammalia; Primates; Cercopithecidae.
ACGUGCCACUGCCCGUCCGCUCUUCAGCAGCCGGUCGGGGGCGGUGGAAAAGCGAGUGAAGAGAGCGCGACGGCGGCGGCGGCGCAGCUAUAGCUGGACAGCCAGUGGGAGAGCGAGGUCUGAGCCUCUGCGUCUAGGAUCAAAAUGGUUUCAAUCCCAGAAUACUAUGAAGGCAAGAAUGUCCUCCUCACGGGAGCUACCGGUUUUCUAGGGAAGGUGCUUCUGGAAAAGUUGCUGAGGUCUUGUCCUAAGGUGAAUUCAGUAUAUGUUUUGGUGAGGCAGAAAGCUGGACAGACACCACAAGAGCGAGUGGAAGAAGUCCUUAGUGGCAAGCUCUUUGACAGAUUGAGAGAUGAAAAUCCAGAUUUUAGAGAGAAAAUUAUAGCAAUCAACAGCGAACUCACCCAACCUAAACUGGCUCUUAGUGAAGAAGAUAAAGAGGUGAUCGUAGAUUCUACAAAUAUUAUAUUCCACUGUGCAGCUACAGUAAGGUUUAAUGAAAAUUUAAGAGAUGCUGUUCAGUUAAAUGUGAUUGCAACGCGACAGCUUAUUCUCCUUGCACAACAAAUGAAGAAUCUGGAAGUGUUCAUGCAUGUAUCAACAGCAUAUGCCUACUGUAAUCGAAAGCAUAUUGAUGAAGUCGUCUAUCCACCACCUGUGGAUCCCAAGAAGCUGAUUGAUUCUUUAGAGUGGAUGGAUGAUGGCCUAGUAAAUGAUAUCACGCCAAAAUUGAUAGGAGACAGACCUAAUACAUACAUAUACACAAAAGCAUUGGCAGAAUAUGUUGUACAACAAGAAGGAGCAAAACUAAAUGUGGCAAUUGUAAGGCCAUCGAUUGUUGGUGCCAGUUGGAAAGAACCUUUUCCAGGAUGGAUUGAUAACUUUAAUGGACCAAGUGGUCUCUUUAUUGCGGCAGGGAAAGGAAUUCUUCGAACAAUACGUGCCUCCAACAAUGCCCUUGCAGAUCUUGUUCCUGUAGAUGUAGUUGUCAACAUGAGUCUUGCGGCAGCCUGGUAUUCCGGAGUUAAUAGGUAUAUGAGACCAAGAAACAUCAUGGUGUAUAAUUGUACAACAGGCAGCACUAAUCCCUUCCACUGGGGUGAAGUUGAGUACCAUGUAAUUUCCACUUUCAAGAGGAAUCCUCUCGAACAGGCCUUCAGACGGCCCAAUGUAAAUCUAACCUCCAAUCAUCUUUUAUAUCAUUACUGGAUUGCUGUAAGCCAUAAGGCCCCAGCAUUCCUGUAUGAUAUCUACCUCAGGAUGACUGGAAGAAGCCCAAGGAUGAUGAAAACAAUAACUCGUCUUCACAAAGCUAUGGUGUUUCUUGAAUAUUUCACAAGUAAUUCUUGGGUUUGGAAUACUGACAAUGUCAAUAUGUUAAUGAAUCAACUAAACCCUGAAGAUAAAAAGACCUUCAAUAUUGAUGUACGGCAGUUACAUUGGGCAGAAUAUAUAGAGAACUACUGCUUGGGAACUAAGAAGUACGUAUUGAAUGAAGAAAUGUCUGGCCUCCCUGCAGCCAGAAAACAUCUGAACAAGUUGCGGAAUAUACGUUAUGGUUUUAAUACUAUCCUUGUGAUCCUCAUCUGGCGCAUUUUUAUUGCAAGAUCACAAAUGGCAAGAAACAUCUGGUACUUUGUGGUUAGUCUGUGUUACAAGUUUCUGUCAUACUUCCGAGCAUCCAGCACUAUGAGAUACUGAAGACCAAGAAUUCAGCAUUAGAACAUCUAUACAUGUGGUGAUCUAAAUGCACAAAAUGUAAAAUGUACUUAAGUCAUCUCACCUUUUGUCAAGACAUUAAACCAUCUUAGAUCAGAGUGCUAAGUAAAUUAUGAUACAUUUUAUGUAACAUUUUAAUGUUUAUGCUCAUAAAACUUAGUGAACGCACUGUGUUAUGCCAGCUCAAAUCUACAAUAGCCACCAAAACCAUGACUUAAUAUUUUGAGCCCUAGAAGAAAGGGAUGGGCUGAGGGCAAGAGUGGGGAAAUAGGAACACUGACCAGUAUAACUGUGCAAUUCUGGAACAUAUUAAUUAAAAUAUGCCUUAACAUAUAGUGAAUUUCUAAUUCUAAUGUUCAGUGCAAUGGAAGACAUUUAUUUGGACAGUAAUACUAGCUAAGUUGGUAGAUAUUUGAUUCUUCAUUGUUUGAUUUUUUUCAUUAGUUGAAGUGGGUUUUAGUUUUGUUAAAAUUAUAACCAACCUAUUUUCACAUCAUUCUGUAAGUUAAAUGAUAUCAAACAUGAAAGACAUGUCUUCAUUUUUCUUUUUCUGAUUAAAUGUCUGAUGCAUAUCGUUUUUCAAUUAGCAAUCAGUUGCUUUUAAAAUCAGAAGGCUAUAUUAUUCUAAUGACCCUAUUGCAUCUAAACGGGUUUGAGAAUCCAUAUCAACAACAUAUGCUACGUGUUUUUUGACAGAAAGUGAAAACAAAUUCAGUAAAACUGUUAGUAUCAAAAAGAAUAGGAAUACAGUUUUCUUGUCCACAUUAUGAUCAAAUAAAAAUCCUAUAAGAUUGCGUGUAUGUUUUGAAGCAGGAGGAUUUCUUGAGACUUUGUUGGAAGUGGGAGUUGGGAGGGAUUCACCAUACUUGUGUUCUCCUCCUUUAUAAAUUUUAUUCUUAGGACUUUUAAAAGGCUUGUGCUAUCUUUCCAAUGAAAACUGAAAGUGCAUUAUUAUGGAAGAAUGUAUUUGCAGGUAGUAAUAACGUUAAGAAAAUGUCCUCGUGUGUAAACACAUACUAAUUUUGACCUUGAAAGUUGAAUUCCUUCACGAAAAAUAAAAUAAUGCUUCAGAUAAUGUGUAUGAAAUUAAAUAAAGGACUUUAUUUACAUACCACAUAAGGUAGCAAACUGUUGAAUGAGUUUGAAGGUAUCAUUUAUUUUUUAUGCAUGUGGUUUUAGCUUUAGAAAGAAAUGCAAUAUAGAAACAAGUAAUAGCAAGAAAAUUGAUGUAUAUUUUAAUGAUACAUUAAAAUUCCCUUUUAAUCAUAAUAGUUAACUCUACUUACUGUUUUAACAUACAUUUGAUUUAACAAAUUGUUUAGCAUAACACUUCUAAUUAAGUUGAUCAAGUUGUACUAUAUUAAAUAAUCAACAGUGUAUCUGGAGUAUGUUUAAAGACAACAGUUGACAAUACAAAAAGUUACAUGGAGCUUUACAUCUUAACUUUCUUUGUCAAUUUAAAUGCAAUGUAUAAGAAGUUUAUUUUGCUAUUAUGAAAAACUAAAUGUAAAGGAAAUCACCUACUUUCAUGCAGGUGUAUAAUCUUGAAAAGGAAAAAUGCUUCCAUGUUGAAGCCAGAUUUUGUGUAGUAAAACUUUUAAAUAUUAUUUUAAAAGAAAUAUGUAUAUAAAUAUCUCUAUAUUCUUUGGAAUGAUACUAAAGUCUCUGGUCUAGGACCAUACCUUAUAUAAAGGUAUAAGAGACCAUGACAUUGUCUGAAAAUGGAAUAAAUAAUGAUGCCUUUUAUUUAAAGUGGUCCACAUAAUAUACAUUGAGUACUCCAUCUCUCCAAAUGUAUUUCCAUAAUGUGUUGAAAACAUGCUGACGUUUGUAUGAUUUUUAUACUUUUGCCGAAUAGACUUAGAAUCAGAUGAAUUGUCUUUGUGUCUUGCAAAAGAGUUGGGGACAACUUGGGCAGGCCUGUGAAGUGCAUAGGGAGUGUAUGUCUUCUGAACUGUUUUAUUGUUUUUGUAAUCUAGCUUAAAGAAAUGUUAACUGGGAGGGUGCUGAGGCCGCUGCAUUAAUUUUGUGUGUUUAGAAUUCUGUGGUCAAAAGAAAACUAAUGAAUAAAUUGGUUUGCCAUUCUAGAAUUUAAAGUUCUAAGAUUAGUAUAAAGAGUAUAUAGAUUGUUAAUCCCCACCAACUAGACUUUGAACUUAAGUCAGACUUAAAGAUUUGAGAAGUCAUUUGUGUCAUUUACUAGAUGUGAUUUUUAGUUCUGUUUGAUUAUGUUUCCUACACAAACUUGUUAUUUAACAGGAUAGCCUACUAAAUUAAAUGUUUCUUAUUUCAUUUAACUCAUUUGAUUAAACUGUAUUAUAAAACAUUUGGGGUUUCCCCCCCAUUCAGUUUUAAUCCUGGAAUACGCAUUUGUAAAUUGUGAUGUCAUUGAGACUGUAUUUAAAUUUGACUUGACAACAUUAACAUGUCCUAAGAUUCAGUGCAGAGAAGCAUGGGCAGUACGUUCUUUGACUUAAGGAUGGCAUAAAAUAAUCAUUUUGAACCUGUGUAAUAAAGCUUGAAAGCAGGGAAAAGAAUUUCCUUUUCCCCCUUUUUUUGUGUUGUCUGUAGGAAUUAACUUGGGAUUUUUUGUUUUGUGGGGUUUUUUUUAAUGUAAAUUGAUAAUCUUUUAUAAGAAGGAAAUAGAAGCAUUAUUGUGUGCCUUUGUUUGUAAACCAAAAAGUAAUAAAUGAAUCCCUAUAUUUCCAUUAUAGUAUUUAUUGUAUUUUUAAUGUUCUGCAAAUUAUCCAUGAAACAAUAUGGUUAGGAUUACAGGAAGCAGUCCUUACUUACACUUCUUGUCUGUUUUAGGUGUACUUGUUAAUUCUUAUGUCCUAAUUUUAUUUAAUUCUGAGUUGCUCACACGGCAUUUUAAGGGAAGCAUACAGGCAGGAUGAACACUUUGUGUUAAAGUGUUAUUUUUAUGUAUUACCUGGAAGGAGGCAGGUUUUUUUCUAUUUUCUAAAAAGAGUAACCAAGAGACCUCCAGGGUGUCAUUAGGUUCCAGCUGCUCUCCUCCACACUGAAUGAUAUCCUGUUAAUUUAUAGGUACAUUUGUAGUCAUGUAUAUGUCUAUUAAGUAUAAGAGAUAAUUCAUUAGUAAUAGAAAUUAAUUGAACUCUUUUGGAUGGGGAGAGCAUCAGGCUGGGGUCAGGUAAGUGUAAAUGGCCUUCUGAGCAUGCUCUUCUAGGCUGACUCCCAGCCCUGACUUGAAACCAUUAGUGGUGACUUGCUCUGUUUUGAGAAAAACUUUCCAACCUUUUGCAUGAGAAACUAGAAACAGGAAUGUAUGCCACGUAACUGGAUUACAGAAAUGAGUUAAUUUAAUAGUCUCUGUGAUAAAAAAAAAAAAUGAAAUAUUUUCUUAUUGAAUUAAUAUUUUUGUCUUGAAGCGUUUUCUAGUGAUAGAAUGUAUUUGUCUUUUUUCCUGGUGGUACCCUCUUAGCUUAUAUCUUUGCUAUCCUUAAGAUCCUAAACAAAUCAUCUUUGUCAGUUAAGUAUAGUUGUGCAAAAAUUGUUAAAUAAUUCCUUUGUCUUUAUUAAAGAAAAAUUUGAGUAACA